AUUCUCAUGAUGGCGAACAGGGUGAUUGGGCGAGUACCUGUUGCAAGAUUGCACGGACGGCGCACCGAGUACAAGAAAGUGCAUCAACUACAAGUAAUGAGAUGUAGUCACACAGCGUUGGAGAAGUUGACGUUUAGUUACGCCCAUGGAGCCAGCUCUACCCCUUUGUUUGGCGAGACUAUUGGCAAGAGGCUCCAGCACCAGGCGGAGAUCAACCCUGACAACGAGGCCAUCGUCUUCUCUCGUGACAAUGUCAGGCGGACAAUCUCACAGCUGCUGGACCAGGCGGACCAGCUCGCGGCCGGCUUGCUGCAGCUCGGGGUGGGACGAGGGGAGAGGGUCGGUAUAUGGGGGCCCAACUCCCUCGAGUGGGUUCUCACUCAGUACGCCACAGCCAGAGCAGGAAUCAUACUGGUGAACAUUAACCCCCAGUACAAGGAGCAGGAGCUGGAGUACGCCCUGAACAAGGUGGGAUGUAAGGCUCUGAUAGCGGCCCCAGGCUUCAAAGAUGUCGACUACUAUCAACUGUUAUUCAAGAUCAUCCCCGAAUUGGCCACAGCUCCCCCUGGAGAUAUCCACAGUCACAUCCUCCCACAGUUCAAGAUGCUCAUCAUGAUUGGGGACCACCAGUACAGAGGGGCGCUCAAAUUCUCUGAUGUGAUGGAAGCAGGAACUAGCAAGGACAGAGCAGCCAUCUUGGAUUUGCAGAGGCGUCUGCAGUUUGAUGAUCCAAUCAACAUUCAGUUUACAUCAGGGACGACGGGGUUUCCCAAGGGCGCCACUCUGUCCCACCACAACAUCCUGAACAACAGCUACAUGGUCGGCCAGAGACUUGGCUACCACCAGAGGGAGACCCGUGUCUGUAUGCCGGUGCCACUGUACCACUGUUUCGGGAUGGUGUUGGGCUGCCUCCAGAUCCCCUCCCAUGGGGCGUGCUGCGUCUUCCCAUCUCCCAGCUUUGACCCCGAGGCCACACUACAGGCCGUGGAGCAGGAGAGAUGCACGUCACUGUACGGAGUGCCGACGAUGUUCAUCGACAUGCUGAACCACCCCAACUUCUCCCGCUACGACUACACCUCCCUCUACACUGGCGUCAUGGCCGGGUCGCCCUGUCCUGCUGCUGUCAUGACCAAGGUCAACCAACUCAUGCACAUGCCGGAGGUGACGGUGUGCUAUGGCCUGACUGAGACCAGCCCUGUGACCAUGCAGAGUUUCCGCCACAGCCCCCAGGAGAAGAGAGUCAGCACUGUCGGCCAGUGUGGGGCACACACAGAGGCCAAGGUUGUGGACGAGGCAGGGGAGGUGGUGCCUAUUGGUACCCCAGGGGAGUUAUGUACACGGGGAUACACGACAAUGCUGGGCUACUGGGGGGACGUCGACAAGACGGCCGAGGUCAUCAAGCCAGACCGGUGGUUCUUCACAGGGGACAUCGCCACGAUAGAUGAGGAGGGCUACUGUAGAAUCGUGGGUCGGACCAAAGACAUGAUCAUCCGGGGUGGGGAGAACAUCUACCCAACGGAGAUCGAGGAGCAGCUCUACAAACACCCCAAGGUCAAGGACGUGCAGGUGAUUGGCGUGCCGGAUGAGAGGCUGGGGGAGGAGGUGUGUGCAUGCGUUCAGCUGCAGGAUGGGCAGACUACAACAGAGGCUGAGAUAAAGGCAUACUGCAAGGAGAGGCUGGCUCGCUUCAAAGUGCCGCGCUACAUCCAGUUUGUGACAGAGUACCCACUCACUGUAACGGGGAAGGUGAUGAAAUACAAGAUUCGAGAAGAUGCAGUGAAGUCCCUCGGACUUGGGGACCUCCACGCUGACUGAUGCAUCACGGCCUUGUGGCACACUGUGUCCUUCACUGAAGAAAGGGAGAGAGUCCUCUCAACGUCUGUUCACAUUGUUUCCCAAUCUCAGUAAAAUCAGAUCUAACUUCUCGCUGCCACUAAACAAAGAUCUGAGGACAUCCCUCCCAUUACGGGUCACGUCAGAACGAACUUUUGCGAACUUUGACCGACCCCUGAAACGACUAACAAGAAGUUAACAUCAGCCAAUUAAAAAGCAACUUUCACAAGUUUUACAACACUCGUUUCAACCUGGCAACUUCCAUUUUGACUACGCUUGAAAAAUAUGGUGACACAGUUCUCGAUUAAAAUUUUGAAAACUGAACAAACGAACAUUCCGGAGUGUCUAAUAUAUGGUUUGCGAUUGUAUGGCAGUGCUUCCCAAGUACUGUGCAAUGCCUCCUCUGUUCAAUCGUAAUCCCACAGGAGCAAGAGAUAGACGAUAAUUUUGACGGAAUCAGUCGUUCGGAAUACCCCGUGUCAUGUUUUCGAGAUUGCAUGAUUAGAAAACACAUUCCGACUGUAACUUUCAUGAUCUGGUAAGUGAUGCUUUGACUGGUCAGAUGAAAGGUCGUUCUGAUGUGACCUGUAAAAGGAUGUUCUUAGAUCUUUGUUUAGCGGCAGUGAGAACUAAGAUCUGAUUUUAAUGAGAUUGCAUUGUUUCCAUGUUGGCUGAGGUGUAGGUAGAGGUUUAAGCUCAGUGGACAAUAUGCAGUGAGUUCAACAGCUCAUUUUACAGUGUGAUCUUAGUGCUACAACAUUCUUUGACUACCUGUGAAGAUCCAGGGUAGAAUAGGUCUUCAGCAACCCAUGCUUGCUGUAAAAGGCGACUAUGCUUGUCGUAAAAGGCGACUAACGA
This is a messenger RNA of Haliotis rufescens (red abalone), 2691 nucleotides long. RefSeq names its product medium-chain acyl-CoA ligase ACSF2, mitochondrial-like. Bases 7 to 1815 code for a protein of 602 amino acids. Lineage: Eukaryota; Metazoa; Mollusca; Gastropoda; Lepetellida; Haliotidae. Gene Ontology annotation, biological process: fatty acid metabolic process. Gene Ontology annotation, molecular function: medium-chain fatty acid-CoA ligase activity. The transcript is spliced from 15 exons. The record is from RefSeq and is a predicted model, not a curated record.